AUGUCACUCCAGUCGUGGCAGAAGGUGGCCAGAGCAUUGAGUGGAGGAUUCUACACUUGGAGCCUCACCCUGUGGCUCGCACUGCAGGCAACACUGGGUACUUUGCACAUCAAGGAGCCUCUAGUGGUCACCAAAUAUGGGACUCUCCAAGGAAAGCAGUUGCAUGUGGGGAAGACGCCCAUCCAUGUCUUCCUAGGAGUCCCCUUCUCCAGACCUCCUGUGGGUGCCCGCAGGUUUGCUCCUCCUGAGCUGCAGCCCUGGACAGGAAUCAGAGAUGCCACCACCUACCCACCUGCGUGCCUUCAAGAGUUCUGGGGUCAGGUAACCUCCAUUUACUUAAACUCGUGGAAACAGUACAAGUGGCUGCGCUUCAGUGAGGACUGCCUGUACCUGAACGUGUACGCGCCAAUACGCGCUGGUGGGGACCCUCUGCUGCCGGUGAUGGUCUGGUUUCCGGGAGGCGCCUUCCUCAUCGGCGCCGCUUCCACCUACGACGGCUCGGAGUUGUCUGCCCACGAGAAAGUGGUGAUAGUGGUUCUGCAGCACAGACUCGGCAUCUUUGGCUUCCUAAGCACCGGCGACAGCCAGGCCCGCGGAAACUGGGGGAUGCUGGACCAGGUGGCGGCUCUGCGCUGGGUGCAGGAGAACAUUGAAGCCUUUGGUGGAGACCCGAACAGCGUGACCCUGUUUGGCCAGUCGUCGGGGGCUAUGUGUGUCUCGGGACUGAUGAUGUCACCCCUAGCCCGGGGUCUCUUCCAUAAGGCCAUUUCCCAGAGUGGCACCGCAUUACUCAAAGUCUUCAUCACUCAUGAUCCACAGAAAGUGGCCAAGAAGGUUGCUUACCUGGCUGGCUGCAACCACAACAGCACAAGGAUCAUGGUAGACUGUAUGAGGGAUCUAUCAGGGGCCCAGGUGAUGCGUGUGUCUAAGCGAAUGAGCUUCUUCCACCUGAACUCCCAGAAAGAACCGCAAGAGAUUACGUGGUUCCUGAGCCCAGUGGUGGAUGGUGUGGUGUUCCCUGAUGACCCUGUGACACUCCUGACCAGGCGGCAGGUUUCACCUGUGCCCUACCUUCUAGGUGUCAACAGUCUGGAAUUCAGUUGGGUCUUGCCUUAUCUCAUGAAGUUCCCGAAAAAUAAACGUGUAAUGAAAAAAGAAGUCCUUACCAGGCUGCUGUGGAGUACCAGCGUGUUCUUGAAUAUCACUAAGGAGCAGAUCCCACUCCUGGUGGAGGAGUACCUGAGUGACAUCGAUAUGCACGACUGGAGGAUAGUCCGAAACCACAUGAUGGACCUGGCUGGAGAUGGCACUUUCCUAUACACCACACUGCAAACCGCCCGCUACCAUCGGGAUGCUGGUUUUCCUGUCUUCCUGUAUGAGUUUGAGCGCCAUGCUCCCUCUGGCAUAAUUAUCAAACCUCGCACAGAUGGGGCAGACCAUGGGGACGAGAUCCAUUUCCUCUUUGGGAGCCCCUUCUCCAGAGGCCGGUCCACAGGCGAGGAGAAAGAACUCAGCCUCCGGAUAAUGAAAUACUGGGCCAAUUUUGCCCGCACAGGGAACCCCAAUGAUGGGAAGCUGGCCUACUGGCCACGCUUUGACAAGGACGAAAAGUACCUGCAGCUGGAUUUUACCACGAGAGUGGGUGUGAAGCUCAAGGAAAAGAAGAUGGCCUUCUGGGAGAGGCUGCACCAGCCUCAGAGUCCUGAGAAGCAGGAGCAGUCCUAA
Castor canadensis (American beaver) is the source of this 1725-nucleotide messenger RNA. RefSeq names its product carboxylesterase 4A (gene Ces4a). NCBI's taxonomy places the organism in Eukaryota, Metazoa, Chordata, Mammalia, Rodentia, Castoridae. The record is from RefSeq and is a predicted model, not a curated record.